AUGGAUCCAGCCUCGAGAUCUCCCGCUCUCCCAGAUCGUGCUGCCUCCGCUGAAGCGAGCUCGACCCGGCCGAAUCCCUUUGAUGACAGCAACAUAUCAUCUCGCAAGCGCCAACGAACCUCGCUCUCUGGGUCUCCCACCAAUUCUCACAGCACACUGAAUCCUGGCCACGACUCUUCUCGCUCCGCCACUCUUGAUACUGAACCUGUCUUGCCUCGGCCUGGCUCGACAACUGCCUACUCUCAACCCGACUCAGUCGCGCCGAAGACUUCAGAUACAGGAUCUCCUGUUUGCGACCCUUUAACAGAGCCGCCAUCGAGUAUGGCUACUCUUAACCUGAGAAACGCGCCCGAGAACGACUCAACUUCCUCUCCACCUCCUCCACCGAACGUGGCCCAGUCAGUUGCGGCUGAGACCACGGACGAUGCCUUGAAGGACCAAGUCAAAGAGAGCGUCGAGGAUGCUGAAGUCGCCAUGGUGCCGCCUCCCCAAAACCUCGGCACUCCACGUUCCAGCUUCUCGCAUUCAGCAAGUCCUCCUAUUGAAGUUAUCACGGUGCAGUCGGAUGAUGAUAUGGCUUCUGAUCGCCAGAGCAUUGGGGUUUCAAUUGUCGAUGAUGAUUCUGUCAUGAUCGAUCCCAUCAAUGAAUUCCCUUUCAGGGAACCAACAGAGACACUGGAGGGAAUGUUGGUGCGACUCUGCAAUUAUAUCGAAACUCAAUCGUCGAUCGACGCAGGAGCCAUCUACAAACUCCAACAAUGGCUUAGACGGUAUCUCGAUUACAUCGCUACUGCCAAUCAGCAAUUGGUAGUCGAUUCAUGUCGUCUUAACCAUGUUUUCUGGAUGACCUUCCCACGCAUUAUUACCGCUAUGGCUGCCCACAGGCCUCCGUUCCUAGCAGAUGAUUUGUUACGGCAUCAUACCGAGGCCGUCUUUUUAGACUUCGCCAGGUUGUCAGCAUGGUUCGUCAAUCAGGAUAUUCAUACGAUCAAAGAGUUCAUAGCAGAACAGGGAGGCCGGGGACAGCAGACCGUCGAACUUUUCUGCCCAUGCUAUCUUCAGAACCUCCACUCAAUCAUCAACCCGCUAUUGUUAAGCGAUGAUCAGUAUCAGCAUUUCGGGGCCUUGUCCAUGGCCUUUCUCAAGGCAUACCAGGACAGCCCAGGCGGGAGCCUAAGUCGCCUUCUCCAGCUGACAAAGGCAUUAUUCCAAGUUAUCCCUACAUAUCCCCGGUUGACUAAUGACCUAGCACCUAUAUGCUUAGUCGCGUCAGAUAUCAUGGAGGGUUCCUGUAACUUUGUUACUCCCGAAAUUGCUUUCAAAAGCAACCAGAAACUUCUGAUAGGUCACACUUUGCUCGAUCUGAUACACGAAAGAUUGGACAUCAUGAUUGACAAAAGUCCGACGCAUCUCGUCGCAGACAGUGUUCUUGUGAUAGUUCAAGCUUUGUCAAAUAUGAUCAACAUAGCUCUCAAGGGUGAUCACGCAGCUGCAAUUCUCAUGUUGGAACGGCACCGCACAGAGUUUCCAGCGGUGCCUCUCAGAUACACUGCUGAAGCGAUUUCCUAUGAACACCGCUUUCAGUUCUUGAUCAAACUAAUCAAGUCAAGCCAAAUGCAACUUCGAUUUCAAGGCAUGACACAAAUGUGCAAAGAACUUAUUGCCUUCUGGAAAAAGCAUCUUGAUAGCAAAGCCGAUGAUGGAAGCCAUUAUGUCGAACACAUUGCGGAAUACCUGAUCCGGACCGGAUUCAUCGACUAUCUACUAGGCGCCAACUGCCAUCCUGAAAUUAUUGUUGAGGGUGCUAACAUCAUUGGCUUCAUCAUUGUGACGAGAAGGUACCGAAGGACGCAUAUCGAUAGGUUUUGGGAGGGCAUUACUUCCAGGCAAGACCCUCGAACCGCUGACGCUCUGGCUCGUAUGGUCAUUCAAGUCGCGCAUCUUUUUGAUGACGACGGGCUUUUGCUUCUCUGUGAGAAGUUCCAAACUCUUCCCAUAGACGCAUUUACGCCCGCCAUCCGAAUGCUCUGGGAGGGUGUCAUGAAGAACAUGGCAGAAAAAUGUUCGGAAGACUGUCUUCUCGCUGUCCAACCGUACAAUUUAUGUCUGCGUCUAUUGAGGGAUUCGUCUGUUUGCGCAUCCGGAUCGCAAGUCAUGUAUCCUGACAUCCAACAAGCAGUAAUGCAGAAAUUCAUAGAUCUCCUGAGGUGCGGCCCAGAUGCUGAAGGGCAGCAACAGCUCUACCUUGGUUGUCUUCAAGAUCUUGCAAAUAAGUCUGCAACAACCCUGGGGAGCCUUUGGUGUUUAUUCAUCGCAUUACGAUCAAGGGAAAUGAGCCGAGAGAUGCGCGGGCUAGUAGAACACCAUGGCUUGACAAGACUCGUAAUUGAAGAGUUGGAACAUGCUAUUGGUGCUGGCCAGGCGGCAGGGAUUCCUGCGGUUCUCUCGUGCUCUGUCAACCAACCUCGGAGAGAAUUCAUUGCCAACCUCAUCCAGCUUGAGCCACCGUCAAUCACCGAGGACCUUGGUGUCAAACUAUGGGACAUGUUGGUAGGGCCAACGUCCCUUUCACCGGACGAUAGGCGGGUGGGCUGGGAAAUCUUGAACAGUCUCCGUCGGAAGAACAAAAAUGGUAAUUCUUUCCUUCAAGCUUGUCUGACCUACCAUCUUCCAGCCCUUUCGUCCGAAUACUUCUGUGAGGGUAUGCUUGAAUUUCUCAGAAUUGAGAUCCUCCCACGCCUCAACGACAAUUUCAACCUUGCUCUCGAUGACCCAGAAGUAGCUGCUACUAGUGGUAUUGAACAAUUGUGGCGCCUCAUUCUCGAGGCCGAAGAUGAGACUCUGGUAGACAGGGCCAUACGAACUCUCGCAGUUGAUGUCUAUAUCGACAGUCGAUUUUUCAACUCUAUUUCAACUCAGAGAGCACAAUCUGCCCAUCUGAAGCUAGCUAGUCGAUGCCUAGAGCAGCUGAAAAGUGCUGCACAGGAGCUGAGAAAUACAAGCCAAAGCACGAACAGCGAUGACCAAGUGGUGGUUACAACGAUUACACAACGGCAGUUACAGCAGCAAGAAAGGAUUUUCACCCGUUCGUUGAAGUUUCUCCGCUAUAUUCUUGAGGCCCACCAGUCGAAGCCAUCGUUGUCCGCACCUGAUCUACGAACACUGAUCCCACAAGCCUCCCACGAGGUCCAAGGAGAUCCUGCCGGUCUGAAGUAUCAGUCCUUCGAUGGCGACCAGCAGACUGACAUCAAGCCACUUGUCAUUGGGAGGGCGAACACGGCAGCCUCGCUCCUCGCUAGUUUGCGGCAAGAGACCGGGUUCGACAACUAUCGGAUAUACUACCGAGGCCGACCAUUCCUGCCGAAUAUCUUUCCCUCGGGGCAGCCGUUCAAAUCUCUUUACGCUGUCCAUGCGUUGAUCGAAUAUGCUGAGACCCUCCUCCCUAGCCAACUGACCGGUCAACUCAAUGAUGUCGCCACUGGCUCUGGGUCCGAUCCGGUAAUCCUUCCUGAGGCUCUCAAGACACCAAUAUCCUUCAUCGUACAGGCAAUCUCGGAUGAGGAUAUUUUCAAUGGCGCUUCGGUAUUCCUGCGGCUAAAGUUGGCGUCUACUUUGCUGCAUGCCCUUCGGCAGUUUCUUGACAGAGUCGGCAACCUCAGAGGUUCAGUACCGCCACAGGGGCUCCCUCUUCCUGACCCGAACAGAUCCCGUGAGUACUCAAUGGUGGAGUAUUUCUGGAAGGUCACCAGCGCCAUGGUCAGACAAACGACUGUAUUUCCCAGCCAGUGCGAAGAACUCUUUCGAUUGGUUCAUUUUCUUGUCCUGAAGAUUAACGCGCGGUUGCCUGAGUUGUUGGACAUUGAGAAGUUUGCCUCUCAAAUUAGCCAGCUUCUUCUUGACCAUACUACAACCGAGCUAGAUAACUCAGUCGCACAGUCCAAGACCCUUCCUAGUAACCUCGCAAUGUCACUUGUUUGGAAGCACUUGUACCCUCCCAAAGACCUGCGAAGUGGGCAGCCUGUGCCCAAAGUGAUCCUCAACGAAGAGACUCGAGCAAAACUUUCAGAUGUGCUAUUCACUCUUGUGAAACAUGACCAGAAGAAGACGGUGGCGGUUGUGGAAGCUCUCGAGGAACAAGUUCCAUUCUUCGACGAUGAAGAGGAUGACCACUACAUCUACGAUCUCAAUUACCAUUUCGACCGGCACAGAGCUCUUCGGGCUCCCUGUGGGUAUACUGGUCUGCUGAAUUUGUCCAACACUUGCUAUCUUAAUUCCUUGAUGACACAACUCUUCAUGAACACUACGUUUAGGCGUUUCAUCCUCGGCUGCCGCAUCAACGAUCCUGCAAACAGCCAGCAACUCCUGUCCUACACCCAGAAACUGUUCGGUCAUAUGCAGGAGAGCUACCGUCGCUUCGUUGAUCCGUCAAACUUCGUCCAUUCUAUCAAAACAUACGACGACGCUUUGAUUGACAUUCACAAUCAGAUGGACGUCGACGAGUUUUACAAUCUACUACUUGAUCGCUGGGAGACCCAGCUUUCUGGCCACGAUGAAAAGCGGGUCAUAAAAUCAUUCUAUGGUGGUCAGCUUGUGCAGCAAGUCAAGUCAAAAGAGUGCGAACAUAUCUCGGAGCGACUCGAGCCAUUUUCUGCAAUUCAGUGUGAUAUCAAGGGCAAAGGGACAUUAGCAGAAAGCCUCCAGGCAUAUGUGGAUGGCGAGGUCAUGGAAGGAGAUAACAAGUACAAAUGCUCAACAUGCGACCGCCAUGUUGACGCGGUGAAAAGGGCCUGUCUCAAAGAUGUUCCCGACAAUGUCAUAUUCCAUUUGAAAAGGUUUGAUUUCAACCUGCGUACCUUGCAGAGAAGCAAGAUCAAUGAUUACUUCUCCUUUCCGGAUCAAAUUGAUAUGCGGCCAUAUACCAUUGAGCAUCUCAGUAACCCAAAGAGCGAUAUCGAGGAGGACAUCUUCGAACUAGUGGGUGUGCUCGUCCACGCAGGCACCGCUGAAUCCGGACACUACUACUCAUACAUUCGCGAGCGUCCCACCUCAAGUAAUCGGCCCUUGUGGGUGGAAUUCAACGAUGACUUAGUAACGCCAUGGGACCCUGCGCAAAUGGAAUACUCCACAUUUGGAGGUACGGAUCAACGUCCCAUAUACGAUAAUAAUGGCAUUUUGUACGACAAGAACUUUAGCGCUUAUAUGCUGUUUUACCAGCGUUCUUCAUCCUUGCGCGCGGAACAGGAAAAGAUGUCGGUCCUUGCCAUUCCAGCACCCCUUCGUGUUGACGUGCCAGACCACCUUGCGGAUCAUCUCUCGGACGAGAAUACAAACAUCCUCCGCCGCCAUUGUAUUUACGACCCGAGCAAUGUCAAGCUUGUUCAAGUUCUGUUUCGUCAGUCACGACAGCACUGCAGAUCCAUUGGCAGAAGCGAAAAGAGUUCGAGUAUCAACAGCUUCAUGGCUAUGCGUAGUCAAGAGCAUGGACUUCAGGAUCUUGCCAUGCGAACGCUCAUUGGUAACCUAGAUCAGGUUGUCGCAAGGACUAAAGAUGCUCCGGAUUUUCUCUCAUACGAAGAGACUAUCGAAGACGCAGUCACAUCAUGCGAGCGGUGUGCCUUUUCCUUCUAUGAGUACUUCAAUCAGCAUCCGAGCGCUUUUCGCAUGCUUUUGCAGCGUAAUCCAGAUCAAUUAGUACGGAGCAAGAUCAAGAACCUUUUCAAGGUUGCAGUCUCGAAGAUCUCGACAGCUUUGCCCAAUGUUUACGAUCCGGAGAUUCGAUACAAGUUGGUUCAUGAUGCCGACGGAGAUGAGACGCUCUCUGAACCUGAUGCUUCCCAACGCUCCGUUAUUGACGGCGUAAUGAUGAUAUUCCAACACCUUUGGAAAUUCUUUCAUAUUCACAUUAGAGCCUGGGACGAGUACUUCGGAGCUGUUCUAGAUUUUGCUGCCAUGGGUCAUCGGGAAACCGGAUAUGUCUUGGCCGCGAACUUCCUAGCGAGCGCUAUCAGAAUCAUUUCUGCUGAUCCGCUCCAGGAACUCAGUGGGAACUGGGCCAGAAUGCUCCAAAGCGUCAUUAGGCGGAACAAUACUACAAAGCAUACCUCGUAUGUAUCGAUUAUCAGACUAGUCAGCCACUUGAUGAGUCAGAUGAGGCCGCAAAUAGGAACCGAAUAUGUCGAAGACCCGACAGAGCGUGUAUCACAACUAGCUGAGGCCUUCAGCUGGACGUUCGAGGAGGUGGAUCUUGUUUACAGCAGUCCAAACGGUUCCUAUACCAGCCUUUUUGUUGAAAAACUCCUUACCCUCGAUCAAGAACACGCAGGAUGCAACAAUAUCAUAAGAAUCUUGACAAAGCUAGACAGCAGUAUGGAUGAAAAAGUACUCGGGACCUUGAAGCUAUGCAUUCGUGGUGAGACUUCGACCCAAGCCAUGGAUCCGUUUCUGCAGGCUUCUAUCACGUACCUCGAAAGCACAGAACAGCUCAGCAACGCCAAAGACAUGAUUGAACACGUAUCUAUGCAAGCGAAAAGCCUUCAAAACACCGAGGGGGUGUAUUUUGUUCAGCUCUUCAGAACAGCAUUGGAUCUCCGCCAACAAGACAGGGAAUUUUGCAAGGAGGUCCAAACAUUCAGCCGUGACCUCAUCCCAAGAUGGGUACCAUUUCUCCUCGCAAGCCCCGAAGAACAAGUGCGCCGGAGCACACAUGACUUUUUAGUUUGCGAAUUGGGUAAGAUUGAUGCUGAUGCUACCAGUGACCGCGAUGUCACCGUGGAUGAUCAAGUCUCAAUCAGACAGAUGAUGAAGCAAAUCGGUGUUAUUUGUCUCCAGUAUCUCAGGGACCACCAUGUGCGCAGACGUGCUCAAAUCAGUCGGGAGAUUGCAGACAAGUUCUUGAAGGUAAUUGAGGGGUGUGCAGCUACGGUGACAACAACAGCGGAUAUACAACCCGAGCUAGAUGUGGAACUCCUCUCAUUGCAGGACGAUGUCUUGAAUCCCUUCCGCAGGCUAAUUGUCGACGAACUGGAGGAAGAUGGGUCCGGAAUGAACGAGAUGAACGAUCUGGAGCAGAUGUCAUGA
Molecule: messenger RNA, 7077 nt
Organism: Fusarium subglutinans
Lineage: Eukaryota; Fungi; Ascomycota; Sordariomycetes; Hypocreales; Nectriaceae
Product: ubiquitin carboxyl-terminal hydrolase 34
Exons: 13
Coding region: 1-7077 (2358 amino acids)
Biological process (GO): protein deubiquitination
Cellular component (GO): cytosol; nucleus
Molecular function (GO): cysteine-type endopeptidase activity; cysteine-type deubiquitinase activity
Source: RefSeq, a predicted model, not a curated record